Molecule: messenger RNA, 2998 nt
Organism: Passer domesticus (house sparrow)
Lineage: Eukaryota; Metazoa; Chordata; Aves; Passeriformes; Passeridae
Gene: ANGPT2
Product: angiopoietin 2
Exons: 9
Coding region: 366-1850 (494 amino acids)
Biological process (GO): Tie signaling pathway
Molecular function (GO): receptor tyrosine kinase binding
Source: RefSeq, a predicted model, not a curated record
GCUGUGCGCUGCCCCCGGCCCAGGCGAGCCCGGGAGGGAGGAGCGGCCCGGCUCCACACGUGUGCCUGCUCUUACCCAGCCCCGCUAUAAGGCAGGCAGCGAGCGGCCGGGCGGGCUCGGCGGGAGCGGCGCAGGAAGGCAGCGGGCCAGGCGGGGCGGCCGCAGCUGCUUCCCGCGCUGACAGCUGCGGGCACGGCGCGAGCGGCCGCACCUCCGCGGCCCGCCCGGGGCAGGCAGGCAAGCCCAGCCCUCGCCUGACGGCACAUGGCAGCGGAGCGCUCGGCUGCGCCGCAGGUUAGCUAGGGCCGGGCUCUGGCCAGCGCAUCCAGGCUCUCUAGGUCCGCCGAGUUACCGCAGGGACUAAAAUGCAGCUGGCCGCCUGCUUCUUUCUGGGCUGCGGCAUAUUCUUAGCUUCAGGAUACAACUCCUUCAGUAAGAGCAUGGAGACGAUAGGCAAGAAGCAGUACCAGGUUCAGCACGGGUCGUGCAGCUACACCUUCCUCCUGCCUGAGGCGGACAACUGCCGCUCCUCCACUCCCUACGUGUCCAACGCGGUGCAAAGGGAUGCACCUCUGGACUAUGAUGAUUCAGUUCAAAGACUGCAGCUACUUGAGAACAUCAUGGAAAACAACACUCAGUGGCUAAUGAAGCUUGAGAAUUACAUCCAAGACAGUAUGAAGAAAGAAAUGGUAGAGAUCCAGCAAACUGCAGUGCAGAACCAGACUGCAGUAAUGAUUGAAAUAGGCACAAACUUGCUAAAUCAAACAGCUGAACAGACCCGCAAAUUAACAGAUGUUGAAGCACAAGUAUUAAACCAGACAACCCGACUCGAACUUCAGCUUUUGGAACACUCUCUUUCAACAAACAAACUAGAAAGACAGAUUUCAGAUCAGACCAAUGAGAUAACUAAAUUACAAGAAAAAAACAGCUUUUUAGAAAAAAGAGUUCUUGAGAUGGAAGACAAGCACAUGCUUCAGCUGAAGUCAAUAAAAGACGAAAAAGAUCAGCUUCAAGUCCUAGUAACCAGACAGAAUUCUAUUAUAGAAGAACUAGAAAAACAGUUGGUUACAGCUACAGUAAACAACUCAGUUCUGCAAAAACAGCAACAUGAUCUGAUGGAGAGAGUUCAAAGCUUGCUUAUUAUGAUAUCAACACCAAACUCUAAGAGCAAAUUCAUAGCCAAAGAGGAGCAAAUCAGUUUCAAAGACUGUGCUGAAGCUUUCAAAUCUGGACUGACAACAAGUGGAAUCUACACUUUAACAGUUUCAAACACUGCACAAGAGAAGAAGGCCUACUGUGACAUGGAAACUGGUGGAGGAGGUUGGACAGUUAUUCAGAAACGAGAAGAUGGCAGUGUGGACUUCCACCGGACGUGGAAGGAGUACAAGAUGGGAUUUGGUGAUCCUGCUGGGGAGUACUGGCUGGGAAAUGAGUUUGUUUCUCAACUGACUAAUCAGAAGCGUUAUGUUCUUAAAAUACAACUGAAAGACUGGGAAGGAAAUGAGGCAUAUUCAUUAUAUGACCACUUCUCUCUAGCAAGUGAAGAACAAAAAUACAGGAUUUACCUUAAAGGACUUACUGGGACAGCGGGCAAAAUAAGUAGUAUAAGCCAACCAGGAAAUGAUUUUAGCACAAAGGAUGCAGACAAUGACAAAUGUAUUUGCAAAUGUUCACAAAUGCUAACAGGAGGAUGGUGGUUUGACGCAUGUGGUCCUUCUAACCUCAAUGGAAUGUAUUAUCCAUUACGACAGAACAACAACAAGUUUAACGGGAUCAAGUGGUACUACUGGAAGGGCUCGGGAUAUUCUCUCAAAGCUACAACUAUGAUGAUUCGACCAGCAGAUUACUAAAUGCUUUGUCAUUAUGUGAAUUAUGUAUUGUAUAGUCUUCAAAGACUUAUUUUACCAAGCAACUUGUCUCAUUUUUUCAAGCCCAGAAACAUGCACUAGUGUUCUGAAGGGGUCAGUUCAGUACAGUUCCUGAAUUGCAAUCGCCUUGAUCAGCUAAAGCUCAUAUUAUUCAACCAGACGCAAUGUCUAAAGCAUCGACCUGAUAUAACAGUGAUUUGGCCAAAUGACUCAAUAAAAAGAACAUCCAAGAAAACGUCAGACAACUUAAGGACUCUGUUUUACUGAUCAUUUAUGUUAUGUACGUGUUAGUAAAUAACUGGAACUGUGAAAAAACUCUAAAAUAGUUUUAGGAAUAUGCAUUUCGCCUCACCACUGAAGUUUAAACAUUAAUAUAAAACACUUAGCUAGUUCUAGCUUAGUUCUAGCUAGACCUGGAACUAUUUAUAUUUCUGUGUCAUGUGUGCCCUAUGUGUACAUAAAAAAAUACUUUUCUGUAAUUAAUUCAUUCCUAUAGUUAGGGAAUAUAUUAUUUUCCCCCAUAGUCUCCUAAACAACUUUUUACACUUAUUUGAGGAUUUUUUUCCGGUAGCCUGUAUGAAUAUGUUUAACAGAGGACAAAUAGCCUUUAAAUAGUUUGCAUUUAUUCUUGGGAAAUACCAUUUACAAAAGUCAUAAUUUUUCAGUCUGUUUCAGUCACCAUCUUUAAAUUAUAAAAAAUCCCUAUGAAUUACAAUAUAGCAUGUAUUCCUAUACAUUUUUAUGUACAAUUGCACUUUUUUUCUUCCCUUGUCAUUUACCUGUAAAAUAAGUGACCAGUAUUUUGUAAACUGAGACAACGGCAUUAACACCAGAUGCCCAGUUGUCUGUGACAAUCAUGUAUCACCUGGUGAUGUAAUAUAACUAUAUGUUUUGUAAAAAUAACCUAACUGAAAACAUAUGCAUGUUCUUUGAUACAAUUAAAUUUAUGUUUAUGACUUAAGAUACAAAUUAUUACAUUUUAAGAACAGGAAGAAAAAUAAUCGGAAAUUAUCUAAGGUCACACUAUGUUUUUUUUUUCAGUAAGGUUAGGACUUCUCCCUAAAAAUUCUCUAUAGGUAGGCCCUCAAUGUACCACAAUGUGAAUAAAUUACUCUCCUGGGUGAUCUUUC